Messenger RNA from Morus notabilis, 1973 nucleotides. Its product is annotated as U-box domain-containing protein 62. Lineage: Eukaryota; Viridiplantae; Streptophyta; Magnoliopsida; Rosales; Moraceae. Gene Ontology annotation, biological process: protein ubiquitination. The record is from RefSeq and is a predicted model, not a curated record. Gene Ontology annotation, molecular function: ubiquitin-protein transferase activity. The transcript has 8 exons. Bases 207 to 1598 code for a protein of 463 amino acids.
AUUGAGAAUCUAAAUUUAGUACCUCCCUGCACUAUCUUCUCUUUCUUUUCCCACAAAAAGAAUGGGAGUUCUAAACCCUAAUUCCACUCCCACAAACCCAUUACAAACUUCAAAGCUCCAUUUUCCCAAUUCAGCAAGCCCCUAAAUCAUGCACGAUUUCCUCAAUUAGGUCCUAUCCUUUUUCAAUUUUCAAUUUUGAUCCCAAAAUGUCGUCGGAGGACAUGGGUCUGGUCCCCUCGCAGAACGGGCUGAACUCGCACCUGGUCUUCCAAGACGAUACCUUGCGGUUCAACUGCGGCGCACCGGCUCAGCGCCGAGUCGGCGGCGGCGGGGGCGGCGGCGACUCGGGCCCGAAGACCAGGGAUCUCAGCGGCUUCAUCGACGAGCGAUUCUUCGCGCCUCAGGGCGCGGAAUUUCGCCGGAGUAUUUACGGCGAUUCUCAGGACCGGAGGGACCCACCGGAGGCGAGGAACUGGAACGGCAACGGCGCGGCGGCGACGCCAAGCGUCGACGGAUCGGACGAUGACGAGGACGACGAUGAAGAUGACGUCGACGACGAUGAUGACGACGUCGAUGAAGGACUGGUGGGUGGGGAUGACGACGGCAAGGGCAAUAACGGUAAUAAUGCCGGUAAUGGCGAGGACAAAAUGGGAAAUGGGAAAGCCAAGCACCAGAAUCAGAAUCAGAGCCAGCACCAUUCCCCUUUUGGUGUGAAUAUGAUGAUAGGAUCAAGUAGAGAUGUAAUAGUGAAAGAGAGUGGCAUUGUGCAGCAAACGGUUAGUGGCAAUGCGAAGGCUAGUCGGAGCGAAAAUCAUCAUCAUCGCCAUCAUCAUCAUCAUCCUCCUCCUCAUCAUCAUGAUGAGCAAGGGAGGCUCGGGAAUUAUCAGAAUGCGGUCACCGUGGCGGAAACCGACAGUGACGGCUAUUAUUCGCAGUAUUUUCAAGGGCCAGAGGGCUCUGCUGCAGGGCAAAAGGAUUUGGCCGGGGAAAAUGGAUGUGGUUUCAGUGGGAGAAAAGAUGUUUCGUACUCGAACGAGUCGGGAGAGUCAUUGAGGAUGAUUCUUUCGGAUCCUGUAACAGGAGCUCUUAUGGAUGACGCAAUGAUAUUACCUUGUGGGCAUUCUUUUGGAGGUGGGGGAAUACGGCAUGUUAUUAGAAUGAAAGCUUGCUACACUUGUUCUCAGUCAAUUUCAGAAGACUCAAUCGCUCCAAAUCUCUCUCUUAGAGCUGCUGUGCAGGCAUUUCGACGGGAAGAAGAGUUGCAAUUUCAUCGCUCUUCCAAGAGGAGGAGGGAAAGAUUUGAUCAGGACAAGGGUGUUUGUGGCGACUCAAAUCUGAUGGAGUUACCAAGAAGCAGAGGUGUUCAGUUUCCGUUUGCUGUGACAGACCGAGUCAUCAUAAAGGGGAACAAGAGGACGCCGCCGCGCUUUGUUGGGCGUGAGGCUGUUGUAACAACACAAUGCUUAAAUGGAUGGUAUGUGGUAAAGACAUUGGAUAAUGCUGAGAGUGUCAAAUUACAGUAUCGAUCACUAGCAAAGGUACCAGAUGACCCCUUAUCAAAACCGAUGUCGAGCAAGAUGGCGCCUAACUGGCUCUAGGGAGCUCUGCAGCUUACAAACGUGAUAAAGAUUUGGGGCUUUCGUCCUCUGCUGCAAGCAUGCCACGUUUAAGUUGCUUUUCUACUAACUGUAUUCCUAAUAGGUUCUUAUUCUUAGUGUUGCAUUUCUUACAACGCAAACACGGUGAUGAAGUACAGGGCCUUGUAAAUUAUAGAAGCCUUGCCAUAGCUGCUUUGUGGAAACCUAGAAUGAGAGUUAGGUAGGAACAAAGUCUGUAAUCUAUGAUUAUAUCCGAGCAGCAUUGUAUUUUGAGUAUAGCUCGUGUAAAAAAUUCAAAUAUAUUACGUAUUCAUUUUUGGUGGAGCAGCUGGUGAUGUUUAUGAAUCUUCUUUUUCCGGCUAUACCACCUACUAA